Messenger RNA from Lagopus leucura (white-tailed ptarmigan), 309 nucleotides. RefSeq names its product ATPase H+ transporting V1 subunit F (gene ATP6V1F). The record is from RefSeq and is a predicted model, not a curated record. The annotation marks the transcript as partial. Gene Ontology annotation, biological process: proton transmembrane transport. The transcript has a single exon. Lineage: Eukaryota; Metazoa; Chordata; Aves; Galliformes; Phasianidae. Gene Ontology annotation, cellular component: proton-transporting V-type ATPase, V1 domain; membrane. Gene Ontology annotation, molecular function: proton-transporting ATPase activity, rotational mechanism.
UGCCGGGGCCGAGCUGCCUUAGGCCCCCACCGACCCCCCCGGGCCGCUUCCCACCCCCCAAAUCGCCCCCUUUUCCUCCUCGCCAGGAGCUUCCUGAACCGCGACGACAUCGGCAUCAUCCUCAUCAACCAGUGCGUGGCCGAGCUGAUCCGGCACGCCGUGGAGGCUCACACGCGCUCGCUGCCCGCCGUGCUGGAGAUCCCCUCCAAGGAGCAUCCCUACGACGCCGCCCGCGACUCCGUGCUGCGCCGCGCGCGCGGAAUGUUCACCGCCGACGACCUGCGUUAACGGGGGGGGGUCGAAAAAGGG